UCACGGAGAAUAUGACGACCACGAUAGCCAUGCUCAUAUUUAUAGCCAUGAAGGUCAUAGUCACCAUCGUAAUAAACGUAGCGAAAAUCAUCACGAUCAAUAUGGCAACUACGAACUGAUCAGAAGUAGCGGAGGUGGGGAACCUCAUGGUCGUCAUGACAGCCACCACGACAGUCAUGGAAGUAGCGGAAGUGAGGAACAUCAUGGUCGUCAUAACAGCCACGACAGUCAUGGAAGUAGCGGAAGUGAGGAACAUCAUGGUCGUGAUGGCAGCCACCAGGACGGUCACGGAAGUAGCGGAAGUGAGGAACAUCAUGGUGAUCAUGGAAGCCACCACGACAGUCAUGGAAGUAGCGGAAGUGAGGAACAUCAUGGUCGUCAUGGCAGGCACCACGACAGUCAUGGAAGUAGCGGAAGUGAGGAACAUCAUGGUCGUCAUGGCAGCUACCACGACAGUCAUGGAAGUAGCGGAAGUGAGGAACAUCAUGGUCGUCAUGGCAGCCACCACGACAGUCAUGGAAGUAGCGGAAGUGAGGAACAUCAUGGUCGUCAUGGCAGGCAACACGACCGUCUUGGAAGUAGCGGAAGUGAGGAACAUCAUGGUCUUCAUGGCAGGCACCACGACAGUCAUGGAAGUAGCGGAAGUGAGGAACAUCAUGGUCGUCAUGGCAGACACCAAGACAGUCAUGAAAGUAGCGGAAGUGAGGAACAUCAUGGUCGUUAUGGCAGACACCACGACAGUCAUGGAAGUAGCGGAAGUGAGGAACAUCAUUGUCGUCAUAGCAGCCACCAUGACAGUCAUGGAAGUAGCGGAAGUGAGGAACAUCAUGGUCGUCAUGGCAGGCAACACGACCGUCGUGGAAGUAGCGGAAGUGAGGAACAUCAUGGUCGUGAUGGCAGCCACCACGACAGUCAUGGAAGUAGCGGAAGUGAGGAACAUCAUGGUUGUCAUAACAGCCACGACAGUCAUGGAAGUAGCGGAAGUGAGGAACAUCAUGGUCAUCAUGCCAGGCACCACGACAGUCAUGGAAGUAGCGGAAGUGGGGAACAUCAUGGUCGUCAUGGCAGGCACCACGACAGUCAUGGAAGUAGCGGAAGUGAGGAACAUCAUGGUCGUCAUGGCAGGCACCACGACAGUCAUGGAAGUAGCGGAAGCGAGGAACAUCAUGGUCGUGAUGGCAGACACCACGAUAGUCAUGGAAGUAGCGGAAGCGAGGAACAUCAUGGUCGUCAUGGCAGCCACCACGAUAGUCAUGGAAGUAGCGGAAGUGAGGAACAUCAUGGUCGUCAUGGCAGCCACCAUGACAGUCAUGGAAGUAGUGGAAGUGAGGAACAUCAUGGUCGUCAUGGCAGCCACCACGACAGUCAUGGAAGUAGCGGAAGUGAGGAACAUCAUGGUCGUCAUGGCAGCCACCACGACAGUCAUGGAAGUAGUGGAAGUGAGAAACAUCAUCGUCGUCAUGGCAGGCACCACGAUAGUCAUGGAAGAAGAGGAAGCGAGGAACAUCAUGGUCGUCAAGGCAACCACCACGACAGUCAUGGAAGUAGCGGAAGUGAGGAACAUCAUGGUCGUCAUGGCAGACACCACGACAGUCAUGGAAGUAGCGGAAGCGAGGAACAUCAUGGUCGUCAUGGCAGCCACCACGAUAGUCAUGGAAGUAGCGGAAGUGAGGAACAUCAUGGUCGUGAUGGCAGCCACCAUGACAGUCAUGGAAGUAGUGGAAGUGGGGAACAUCAUGGUCGUGAUGGCAGCCACCACGACAGUCAUGGAAGUAGCGGAAGUGAGGAAAAUCAUGGUCGUCAUGGCAGCCAUCAUCACAGUCAUGGAAGUAGCGGAAGUGAGGAACAUCAUGGUCAUCAUGGCAGCCACGAAAGAAAUGAAAGUAGCGGAAGCAAAGAACAUCAUGUCUUUGAUAAUUAUACCAGCUCCGACCUUCAUCAUCGCCAUCAUCCAGACCAUGACACAUACGUGUAUGGUCGCUGUCACAUGCACUUGAACCCGGGUCAAAUUGGCGGCUCACCGCACAAUAUCCUUGGCUGGAUCGCCUUCAGACAGCAGAUUCACAAGCCUCUGGAGAUGAGAAUUUAUCUCAAAGGAUUCCACGUCCCAGCUGAAAGCAUUGACAACCCUAGCAUGCGCAAACAUGGAUUCCACGUUCAUGAAUAUGGUGACUUUAAACGAGGAUGUAACUCAU
Molecule: messenger RNA, 2195 nt
Organism: Haliotis rufescens (red abalone)
Lineage: Eukaryota; Metazoa; Mollusca; Gastropoda; Lepetellida; Haliotidae
Exons: 3
Coding region: 147-1997 (616 amino acids)
Source: RefSeq, a predicted model, not a curated record